AGGUGCCGGCACCGCACGCGAGCUCGGAGGAGGGCCAGUUGUGCCGCAUCGACGAGCUCAAUAGAAAUGAGUUCCAGAAGGCUGGUGGCUUCGCCUGCGCGGCCUUCGGCGGCGCGUCCAGGGUGGACGAGGUGGGGAAGAUGCUUCGCACCCUGAGAGAAAGGGAGGCGGAGCUUAUCAUCUGCACCAAGGGACUGGUGGGCCCCGUCAAAAAGUGCCUGCUGGACCUGGACCUCCUGCAGCACUUCAGCGAGGUCUACGGCAACAUCGGCUCCAACUACGGCCUGCUGGCGUACGACCGCGAGGCUUCCACGGCGCAGACCCCCGCCCUGGCCGAGCUCCUCGGCCGGCCGGACCAGGCGGCGGUGCUGGUUGCCGCCUCUGGCCCGGCGGGGCGACUGCGGUCCCGGCCCCGCCGCCCGCGGGGCCUGCGGCAGGCGCAGGCCGUGCUUCGAGCGCCCGUGCAGCGCCGCGCCGGCUUUCUUGGCAGAGCUGCCAGUUGCCGCCAGUGGCCCCUGGCUGGCGCCGCUGUCUCCAGCCUUGUGGAAGUCGAUUAUAUGGAGAGGAAGCUUGCUGCC
This is a messenger RNA of Prorocentrum cordatum, 578 nucleotides long. The record is from the annotation of a GenBank genome assembly. Lineage: Eukaryota; Dinophyceae; Prorocentrales; Prorocentraceae.